Ochotona curzoniae (black-lipped pika) is the source of this 588-nucleotide messenger RNA. Its product is annotated as dual specificity protein phosphatase 18-like. Gene Ontology annotation, molecular function: MAP kinase tyrosine/serine/threonine phosphatase activity. Gene Ontology annotation, biological process: protein dephosphorylation. Bases 1 to 588 code for a protein of 195 amino acids. The record is from RefSeq and is a predicted model, not a curated record. NCBI's taxonomy places the organism in Eukaryota, Metazoa, Chordata, Mammalia, Lagomorpha, Ochotonidae. The transcript has a single exon.
AUGACAACCUCCUCAAGUGAACCGCCAUCAAAAAGUUCACUUCCUUCUGAUGUAGAGCAGCCGUUCUUCCAUAGCCUAUCCGAGAUAACCCGCAGCCUUUACAUCAGCAACGGGGUGGCUGCCAAUAAUGAAAAUCUUCUAUACAACAAUCAGAUUACCAUGGUCAUCAACGCUUCAGUGGAAGUGGUGAACACAUACUAUGACAACAUCCAAUACUUGCAGGUGCCAGUGACUGACACCCCAACCUCACACAUCUAUAGUUUUUUUGAUCUUGUUGCGGAUCAGAUUCACAGUGAGGACAUGAGGCAGGGGCGAACGCUGCUACACUGCGUCGCAGGAGUGAGUCGUUCACCUACACUCUGCCUUGCAUACCUGAUGAAGUACCAUGCUAUGACACUGUGUGAUGCUCACACAUGGAUCAUGUCGCUCCGCCCCAUCAUCCGGCCUAACAACGGCUUUUGGGAGCAGCUUAUCCACUAUGAAUUUAAGCUGUUUAGUAAGAACUCUGUGAAAAUGAUCAACUCUCCUGUGGGCGUGAUUCCUGAUAUCUAUGAAGAAGAAUUCGAAUUGAUGGCGAUUCAGAUGUGA